Molecule: messenger RNA, 3866 nt
Organism: Mycetomoellerius zeteki
Lineage: Eukaryota; Metazoa; Arthropoda; Insecta; Hymenoptera; Formicidae
Product: cilia- and flagella-associated protein 61
Exons: 21
Coding region: 34-3819 (1261 amino acids)
Source: RefSeq, a predicted model, not a curated record
CCGCAUGUCACGAGCCAACAAGAAGCUUCCAAAAUGUCAACUUACCUCGGAGAGUCCGAAGAGUUAAAAGAGCCUAGCAAAAUCUUGGGGUCGCGUCGCAUUCAACAUUCGGAUUUAUCGUAUUUAGAGCUCCUGAUAUGUCCGACGACUCAUGAAAUUUUCGGGAAUGUGAAAUUGGAACAACUCUACGAGACUUCCUGCCUCUCAGUGGUCCAACACAACGAGAGACGUGACGUCAUUUCGGGGAUAUGCCUCUGCAAUUACCCCAAUAUACCGUCCGUGUCGCCGGAUGAUUGGUUGACCUGGUUAAAAACAAUUUACGGGAUUCCCGCUGCCACGGAAAGGAACACAAUGUUCGUACAUUUGCUCGUAUGGGAUGAGCGUUACUCGAACGAGUUCCUUGGAGAGCUAUUGGCUGCGGUGUUCGACAACACUACCUAUUGCCAAUACAUGGUUCUCGUGAUACCUCCCCGAGUUGAAUCAGUACAUUUGAGCGUGUUCGAGCGAGAGAUGACUAAAGUCUUGGCCAAAACUGCCGUGCGAGACGUCGCGCUGCAAUUUCUCUAUCUGACUGAUCGACAUCGAUUACGUCCAAAGUUGAAAGUACGGAGAGUCGUAGAGGAGGAUAACGACGACGUGAUUGCGAUUGUCGACGGUGAGGGUACACAUUUAAAGGAGCUUUAUGGAGAGUAUUAUAUUAGUGAGAUGAUUCGUCAUCCAAGCAGUUGUCAUCAAUUGAUCAUCGGAGAGAAUACCAACGGCUCGGCAGUGGGUGUCAUGUGUCUCAAUGCUAUGAUCGACAUCGAUCUGCUUAACGAGAAUUUUGAGUUAACGCCAUACAAUGGUUUGAAAAAAUCGCGGGAAAAUGAUCUGCCCGUUUGUGCUGGACGUAACGAAACGAUGCAAUCUCGAUUCGUUCACCAAGUUUUUCCGACGCCGGAUAGCGAAAUAAAUGCCUUCAUUUUGGAGAUGUUUGCGACGCGCGAUGAAAUGAGGCCUCACUGGUCCCACGAUUUCUUGGAAGCUGCUUUCGAUUGCUUCCCGCAUUUAGAGUACUGCGCAACUCUUCUUCCUUUCUCACAUCCGUGCUAUCAAUUCCUUCAACAUUUUGUGCGCGUACCGUUGAGAUGUAAUAGAGAUUUCCCUAUGACGCUGUACGUUCUACACCGAACGGUUGUUUGCGAGGAGAUGACGUGUCGCCGUGCCCGAACACAAGACCGUGAAGCUAUAGAGAGACUCUUGUUCACUACAUCAACAAAACAUGAGGUCUUGGUUGAUUUUGAUUUUGCCAUGGAUCCUCUACAGGCUGUACAACGUGAUUGUUUCGUCUUUGAAAGUAACGAUACAAUACUGGGGCUCGCUAUACUGUGGUUAUUACGUAUUCCCUUCGCCGAAAGGCAGGUAAAUUUCAUUACGAAUCAUUACCAUAUAGAGGAUUACGUGUCUGUUCAGAGUAUUCCUCAAAAUGAUUACGGACGUCUCUUGCAUUUUGUUCUUAUGCCAAUUUUUUCCGCUUACCAUCGCUUCUUCUUCCGUGAGAUCGCACGUUUAAGCGAGUUAACGGUAAUAUUUUAUCGGCUUCAUCACAAAGAUGAGACCGUAUUGACAUGGAUAUAUCCUUUGGUAUCCUGUUUGAACGAUAUGAUUCCGGUUGAUCCUCGUAGACAAGCUGAAUAUGAAUUCCCGAUCAUUGUUCGGGAAAACUCCAAUAGUUGUGAAAAUAAUACAAAAGGUGAAAGAAAUGAUGUUGCGAACGAUGAAUUUUCUCUAUUUAUGACGUCGCCGAGAUUAGCAAUGAUGCUACGUACAAUUAUCGAUACGAGGAUCGUUGUCGUUGGAGCAUCGGACUGCGGAAUUGCUUUCGCGGAGUAUCUGGCUUUACGAUUAACGCAGCGUUAUACUCAAUUGACAAACCUUACGUUAAUAUCGCCGCAUGGUAUACCAUUUGAUAACGAAUCGAGUCGUUCAGAUUGCUGCGAGUACUUGCUUCCAUUCCGAGGAAGGUUUCACUCGGGAUAUCGUCGCUGUGUAGUCGCACAGACUUGGCUUAACAUCAUCUACGGAACUAUGGCAGCGAUCAACAGGAGGGAGAAAUAUGUGACUGUGAUGAAUCAAGGAAAUUUCGCGUACGAUUAUUUGGUUUUAACGUGCGGCUUACAGUAUCAGAACUCGACAUUAUGGGAGAAAAUGAAAAUGCAAAAGCAAAAAAGAAACAAGGUACAAGACCAAAUGCCAUGGAAUUGUCUGACCGUAAAUAACGAUACGGAAGCUUCCAUUUGCUUCAGAAAGAUUCGAUGGUUAACAGGGGAUUUCAAAGAAAAGAAAGCGAUAUUUCUUUACGGACGUAAUAUCGAUUGUUACUGUACACUUGGUGGUUUAAUCAAGCUCGGGGUAAAGUCUUCGUGGAUCACGUUGAUUGAGCCGAGCUCUUUCAAGUCCUGCAAAACGCACGAUCAAACUUUCUUUCACGAUUACGAAAUAGACAAAGUGGUGACAAAUGCCAUUUUACAAAGCGGAGUUCAAGUUUUUUCCGAAUGGACCAUGAUCGAUUGGACUUUGAUGGAAAAUGAUGAUGCAAAGUUCAUGAUCGAGAGUAUUACGAUUGAAAAAGAGGGAACUCACAUAAUUUAUACCGUUUCAGUGUUUUGUCGAGCUGGUCUCAUUUUCGAUGGUUCAUUAGUAAUAGACCCAGAAUAUCGCACCAACGAUCCGUUUAUUUUUGCCGCUGGUACCGUAACGAAAUAUUCCCGAAAAUUUUAUGCUGACGUCUGGCAGCACAAAUAUUACAAUAGCAUGGAAGUUGGAGAGAGACUCGCUCAAAUUUUAUGGAAAGUGAUCGAGUGGGACAUGCAAGUUCCCGAGCGAAUAUCAAAAAAGAAAGAGAAGAUCAUGUAUUUGACACCAUCGACAUUCCGUGCACCUAUCGUAACCACUUGCAUUCUGCCAGGUGAUUAUCAUUACUUGCAUGUACGUAAACCCGGAAAAGCAACUUGGGAUAAUACGACGAAGAUUAAUCACAACGUGAACGUAAGUCGUUGCAUUAAUGUUGAUUUUUUUCGUGUAUUAUUUGUAACCGGUUCUUGCGAAUCUGAAAUUGGAUAUUUUCGUAUCCGAUUGAAUAUGUACGACGCUGUGGAAAGUGUAACUUGCGCAAGCAAAAAGGUAAUUCCGAAACUAAUUAGACAAACAAUACUCAACAAUUGUUCUAGAGAAAUUUUAUAUGUCACGCGAUAUUCGUCUUGCGAUUCGGAACAGACGCUACUUCGUCUUAACUUUGUAACCGGUUCUUGCGAAUCUGAAAUUGGAUAUUUUCGUAUCCGAUUGAAUAUGUACGACGCUGUGGAAAGUGUAACUUGCGCAAGCAAAAAGACAUUCCGAGUGCAGGACAUGAUCGUUUUAUAUGGAAAACAUGAGAGCAUGUUAAACGAAUUGAAAUUCCGUUUUCGAAAUUCAGAAAUCUCAGAUUUCUACGCGUAUUUUCGCGAACCUUGGGCCGCGGUGAUUCUCCAUGAUAGAUUCGAUUGUCUGCGCGUCGAAAAUCGAGCUACUUUGCUGUCGCGAACGGACAUUUAUGACAAUUCUUUGGUCGACGAUUGUAUCCAUACAUUAAUCAAGUCAAAGUGGAAAACGAUAUCUGAAAAGGAUCGAAAUUACAUCGAAUCUAGAUACGCUGGCUCGGUUUAUCAUCAAGAAUUAGAGAGUAAUCUCAUGAAUUUUCUCGAGUUUUACGAGAAUGAACUACCUAUGUAUUGUACUUUGCGUAAACAGCGCCAAAUGUAUAUGGACAUUAAAGAAAGUCCGUUAUAUUUCGAUCAAUAAAACAUUUUUUGCAAAUUCUCUUGAUGAAGGUACGCGUAUGUAGAGUA